AUGUCAGCUCAGACCAUGGGCACCCGCAGUCUGGACAAGCGAGGAAGUUUCUUUAAGCUCAUUGACACAAUCGCCUCGGAGAUCGGCGAACUGAAACAGGAGAUGGUGCAGACAGAUGUCAGCCUGGAAAAUGGCCUGGGAUCCACCGAAGCCCACAGCAUGGUAAGACACAAGGACGAUCACUACUCCAAGGAAACGGACGCCAAGACCUGCCCCCGGGACUCUGGCUAUGACAGCCUCUCCAACAGGCUCAGCAUCUUGGACCGACUCCUGCACACCCACCCCAUAUGGCUGCAGCUGAGCCUGAGUGAGGAGGAGGCGGCCGGAGUCCUGCAGGCGCAGCCUCCGGGGAUCUUCCUGGUUCGUAAAUCCACCAAAAUGCAGAAGAAAGUCCUCUGCCUUCGCCUGCCCUGUGAAUUUGGAGUCCCACUCAAGGAAUUUGCCAUAAAGGAAAGCACAUACACCUUUUCCCUGGAAGGCUCAGGAAUCAGCUUUGCGGAUUUAUUCCGGCUCAUUGCUUUCUACUGCAUCAGCAGGGAUGUCCUGCCAUUUACCUUGAAGUUGCCUUAUGCCAUUUCAACAGCCAAGACCGAGGCUCAGCUUGAAGAACUCGCCCAGCUGGGACUAAAUUUUUGGAGCUCUCCAGCUGACAACAAACCCCCAAACCCUCCACCUCCCCAUAGGCCUCCCUCCUCCGACGGCGGCUACGACGAUGGCGUGGGUCCGGCCUCCUCGCGUCAGCUCUGCCUGAUAAAUGGAGUGCAUUCUAUAAAAACCAGGACGCCCUCGGAACUGGAGUGCAGCCAGACCAACGGGGCCCUGUGCUUUAUUAAUCCCCUCUUCUUCAAAGUGCACAGCCAGGACCUCGGCGGGGGCCCCCGGCGGCCCUGCACCCGGACUCCCGACGCGGAUGGCACCGAGAGGCCUCGGUCCCCGCCGCCCAGGCCCCCGCCGCCCGCUAUUCAUAGUCAGCCCGCCGGCCCCCAGCUGGCCGGGCCCGCGGCGCCCCCGGCCGGCAUGCCGGAAACCGUCGCCCUGCACCAGCCCGGGGACGCGGCGCGGCUUGGAGCGAAACCCACCCCCGUGCCUCCACCCCGGCUCAAGAAGCAGGCGUCUUUCCUCGAGGCGGAGGGCGGCGCCAAGACCUUGACCGGCGACCGGCCUCGCCCGGAGCCCGCGGCGGGCCCGGCGAGCGGCGCGGCGGGGGGGCCUGCCCCGGCGGAGACGGAGGCGGAGGCGGUCCUGGCCUCGGGGGAUUGCGCAAGGGCCCGGCGCGCCGCCGCGUCGGCCUCGGCAUCCCGGCCCCCGUGGCGCGCGGGCCGCCAGCGGCUGAGUGACAUGAGCCUUUCCACUUCCUCCUCCGACUCGCUGGACCUGGACCGCAGCAUGCCCCUCUUUGGCUACGAGGCGGACACCAACAGCAGCCUGGAGGACUACGACGGCGAGAGCGAUCAGGAGACCAUGGCCCCCCCCAUCAAGUCCAAGAAGAAGCGCAACAGCUCCUUCGUGCUGCCCAAGCUCGUCAAGUCCCAACUCCGCAAGAUGAGCGGCGUCUUCAGCUCGUUCCUGACCCCGGAGAAGCGCAUGGUGCGCCGGAUCGCCGAGCUGGCCCGCGACAAGCGCACCUACUUCGGCUGCCUGGUGCAGGACUACGUGAGCUUCCUGCAGGAGAACAAGGAGUGCCACGUGUCCAGCACCGACCUCCUGCAGACCAUCCGGCAGUUCAUGACCCAGGUGAAGAACUACCUGUCCCAGAGCUCCGAGCUGGACCCCCCCAUCGAAUCGCUGAUCCCCGAAGACCAGAUAGAUGUGGUGCUGGAGAAAGCCAUGCACAAGUGCAUCCUGAAGCCCCUGAAAGGCCAUGUCGAGGCCAUGCUGAAGCACUUCCACGUGGCCGAUGGCUCAUGGAAACAACUCAAGGAGAACCUGCAGCUCGUGCGGCAGAGGAAUCCACAGGAGCUGGGCGUCUUCGCCCCCACCCCUGACUUUGUAGACGUGGAGAAAAUCAAGGUCAAGUUCAUGACCAUGCAGAAGAUGUAUUCGCCAGAAAAGAAGGUCAUGCUGCUGCUGAGAGUCUGCAAGCUCAUCUAUACCGUCAUGGAGAACAACUCAGGGAGGAUGUACGGAGCAGAUGACUUUUUGCCGGUCCUGACCUAUGUCAUAGCGCAGUGUGACAUGCUGGAGCUAGACACGGAGGUCGAGUACAUGAUGGAGCUUCUGGAUCCAUCCCUGCUACAUGGAGAAGGAGGCUAUUACCUGACGAGCGCCUACGGGGCCCUCUCCCUGAUAAAGAACUUCCAGGAAGAGCAGGCGGCGCGGCUGCUCAGCUCCGAGGCCAGGGACACCCUGAGGCAGUGGCACAAGCGCAGGACCACCAACCGGACCGUCCCCUCGGUGGACGACUUUCAGAAUUACCUCCGGGUUGCAUUCCAGGAGGUCAACAGUGGCUGCACGGGAAAGACCCUCCUCGUGAGGCCGUACGUCACCACUGAAGACGUGUGUCAGCUUUGCGCCGAGAAGUUCAAGGUGGCCGACCCCCAGGAGUACAGCCUCUUCCUCUUUGUGGAUGAAACGUGGCAGCAGCUCGCAGAGGACACGUACCCGCAGAAGAUCAAGGCUGAGCUGCACAGCCGGCCACAGCCCCACGUCUUCCACUUCGUCUACAAGCGCAUCAAGAAGGAUCCUUAUGGCAUCAUCUUCCAGAACGGGGAGGAAGACCUCAGCGCCUCCUAG
Molecule: messenger RNA, 2733 nt
Organism: Rangifer tarandus platyrhynchus (Svalbard reindeer)
Lineage: Eukaryota; Metazoa; Chordata; Mammalia; Artiodactyla; Cervidae
Source: the annotation of a GenBank genome assembly